CUAUCAUUAUAUCUGUGCUGUGUUGCUUUACUUCAAUUUGCUUUUCUACCUCUCUGGAGAUUAUCAACUUUUUAUUAUUGUGAUGUGUUGCUUUACAUGAGUGUGUCUUUCCACCUCUCUCUCUCUCUCUAGAGCUUGCUGUCAUAAUUCUCGAAUGUUGCUUUAUUCAAGCUCAUGUUCCCUACUUAUACAUCCCCUCUAAAGGCUAUUAUUACUUCUAUAGUCUCAAUAAUCAUUUUUUGGAACCCUUUUACUCAUUAAUUGCUUCUGUGCACACAAACACUUGCAUCUUCUGGGUUCUUUGCAUGAGAUUUUGGGUCAGAAUCUGAAAUUUCGCCCUCUGUUUUUGAAGUUCUUUAAUGGAGAUGGAGAACGGCGAUACGAAGUCGAAGAUGGAAGAUUACGAAGUGAUAGAGCAGAUUGGCAGAGGAGCUUUUGGAGCAGCUUUCCUCGUUCUCCAUAAAAUUGAGAAAAAGAAGUAUGUCUUGAAGAAGAUUCGUUUGGCUAAGCAAACAGAGAAGUUCAAGCAAACUGCACAUCAGGAGAUGAAUUUAAUAGCUAACUUGAACCACCCAUAUAUUGUGGACUACAAAGAUGCUUGGGUAGACAAGGGUUGUUGUGUAUGCAUUGUAACUGGCUACUGUGAAGGAGGCGACAUGGCUGAGAUUAUAAGGAAGGCUAGAGGUGCUUUCUUCCCAGAGGAGAAACUCUGCAAAUGGCUUGCUCAGUUGUUACUAGCUGUGGACUAUCUGCACUCAAACCGCGUCCUUCACAGGGAUCUUAAGUGCUCCAACAUAUUCCUCACGAAGGACAAUGACGUCCGGCUUGGUGACUUUGGACUCGCAAAACUACUCAAUGCAGAAGACCUCGCUUCCUCGGUUGUUGGUACUCCCACCUACAUGUGCCCUGAGCUCCUUGCAGAUAUACCUUAUGGCUACAAAUCUGAUAUAUGGUCGCUUGGUUGCUGUAUGUUUGAAAUUGCGGCACAUCAACCAGCCUUUAGAGCUUUGGAUAUGGCUGGACUUAUCAACAAGAUAAACAGAUCCACUGUUUCUCCACUCCCAAUUGUAUAUUCCUCCACAUUGAAACAGAUUAUCAAGAGCAUGCUAAGGAAGAGUCCAGAGCACAGACCAACUGCUGCAGAACUGUUGAGGCAUCCACAUAUACAGCCCCACCUCCUUCGAUGCCGCAACCCGUCUUCUGUCUUUCUUCCAGUAUUUCCAGUAAAGUCUGCAAACAGCACAAAUGAUAACACAACAAAAAAACAAUCACCUAGCAAACCUAGUGGUGGAAAAGACAAAAGAGAAAAGGAGUUCCCAGUACUAAAAAAGAUGGUGACAGUUCCUCAGUUUGAGGGAAAUGCUGAUGUGCAGCCAAGAAGUUCACCAAAAAGUGACGAUCCAACAUUCAUCAAUAUGGCGGAAGACAAUCUUGAAACCAAGAGGGUUGAUCCUACAAGCUAUCCCGCGACUGUUUCCAAUGAUAGUGAUGAUUCAAAAGGAGGAGUUACAAGUUGUGAAACAACUAUUUGCGAUGGAGAUGAGCAGGACAGUUCUAAUUCUCUGCCAACAAAAGAAAGCUCGGAUACUCAGAUUACCUCAAGGAGCAAAUCAAAUUAUCCGCAUGAAGAAAAUGAGAAACUUGCUCCCGAAUGUGUUCAACAGCUGCAAAUGGAUGUCAGUGAGGGUGAGACAACAAAGGAUCCUGAGGCAUUCCCCAAUCAAGAAAUUACUGGGGAAGUGGAAAUAGUGGAAGAGCAUACUAUUUUGCAGAACUACGGGAGAACGAAAAUGUCUAGCUCAGGCUGUAGCGGCAAGGAUGAGUCCAUUGAUGAAGGAAGUUCAUCUUCGGCUGUACAAACUGCAGCAUGUGAACCUGAUACAAAACCCAACGGUUUUAUACAAAAGGUGGAAAAUCACGAUUCUUCAUAUGCAGAAGAUGGUCAUAGAGACUACAUUUCAUCUGAAUGUAAUGAUAUAGUUCUUUGCAAAGCUGGAGUGGAAGUAAAAACAGAUAAUAUUAGUGAGUCAAUGCAAGUAGAGAAGGAGGACAUUCAAGUGAUAAAUCGGGCAUCUACUGAGAUUCCAUUGCGGAGUACAGUAACUGCUACUGAUGGUGGUGAAAGUAAGAGCAAAUGGGAGAAUCCAACUCAGCAGAGGGCCGAUGCUCUAGAGUCUCUGCUUGAGCUAUGUGCCCGAUUACUUAAACAGAACAAACUUGAUGAACUUGCUGGUGUGCUAAAACCGUUUGGGGAAGACGCUGUCUCAUCCAGAGAAACGGCAAUUUGGUUGACUAAAAGCCUCAUAAAUGCACAAAAAUUAUGAGGCAUUUAUAUAUUUUUUUCCCAAGAGAUGGUGUGUUGUUAGAACUGUUGACAUAAAAUGCUUUUCUACUUGGAUGUUUACGAUUGUGAGCAAUAUAAUUUGAUGAGAACAUGUUUUGCUGCCGGU
This is a messenger RNA of Cornus florida, 2450 nucleotides long. Its product is annotated as serine/threonine-protein kinase Nek6-like. Gene Ontology annotation, biological process: protein phosphorylation. Gene Ontology annotation, molecular function: protein kinase activity; ATP binding. The transcript is spliced from 14 exons. The coding region runs from base 360 to 2324 and encodes 654 amino acids. NCBI's taxonomy places the organism in Eukaryota, Viridiplantae, Streptophyta, Magnoliopsida, Cornales, Cornaceae. The record is from RefSeq and is a predicted model, not a curated record.